CCGCUAGGCACUCUGGGAGUUGUAGUUCUUGGAGCGGGGCGCGCAGCGGCGGCGGCGACUGGCGGGACUCUGUUUCCCAGCGCGCCCCGCGGCGGCCCGAGGGGAGCGGGACGGGGACCGGGCGCUCGCUGAGGAGCUGGGAAGCACCACAGGGAGCCAGGAGCCAACAAAUCAUCUCAACACCUCCAUGAGGCAUUAAGUCUGAUCUAUUGCUCUGUCUGAAACCUCACCAGGGAACACAAGUGUUAGAAAUGGCAGAAAAGGUGAAUAACUUCCCACCGCUCCCCAAGUUCAUCCCUCUGAAACCAUGUUUCUACCAGAAUUUUGCUGAUGAAAUCCCCAUCGAUUACCAGUUCCUGGUGAAGAGAAUCUAUCAUGUGUGGAUCUUUUACUGCAUCACGCUGGCCGUGAACCUCAUUGCCUGCCUGGCCUGGUGGAUCGGGGGAGGCUACGGGGCCAACUUUGGCCUGGCCAUCCUCUGGCUGGUCCUCUUCAGCCCCUGUGGCUACGUCUGCUGGUUCCGACCUGCCUACAAAGCCUUCCGGUCGGACAGUUCCUUUAAUUUCAUGGCCUUUUUCUUCAUCUUUGGGGCACAGUUCCUCCUCACGGUGCUGCAGGCGAUCGGCUUCUCCGGAUGGGGAGCGUGUGGAUGGUUGGCAGCCAUCACCUUCUUCAGCACCAGUGUGGCAGCUGCUGUGUUCAUGCUGUUCCCUGCCAUCAUGUUUACCAUGUCAGCGGUCGCAAUGCUCAUCUGCAUUGUAAGGGUACAUAAAAUCUACCGAGGGGCUGGUGGAAGCUUCCAGAAGGCUCAAGAUGAGUGGAACAGCGGCGCAUGGAGGAACCCUCCCAGCAGGGAGGCCCAGUACAGCAAUUUUUCUGGGAACAGCCUGCCAGAGUACCCCACAGUGCCCAACUACCCCUCUGCAAACCAAUGGCCUUAAGCAGCAACAGCUGCAAACUGCCUGGAGUCUCUCCUUUUUGGUCUUUUUAUUCUUGUUCUUGGAAAAGAUCAUUUGCAUUCCCUCCCAAGCACCCCACUCAUCUCGAGGGCCUUUCUGGUUCUUGUCUCCUGAUCCCUGAGGAAUAUCCGUGCUCUCAGCCCUUCCCACCUCCACUGCACUGCACGGCCAUGGCAGAAAGCUUUUUGUUUGCCUUGAGUCACCAGUAUUUGCCUCGUUGCAGACUAAGAACAAACCCUUCGCUGCCCUUGCUUGAGGGAAUCCUCUCCUGACCAUCCCUGGAAAAGGCUCAGCUUCCCCACGAUGGCAACACUCCCACAGCUGCUCCUGCCCCUGCUCCUGCUCAGCUUCCAUGGAAUGCCCAGCACAGCACCACGCCGUCUGUAGCAAAAGCAAUCAGAGCAUUAGUAGCAACUGGUGUUUACUCUCCUGGAUGAAUAAUGUGGAAUUUUUCACUCUAAGGGAAAUGCAGCAUUUAAAUGAUUUGGUACUAGUGACACUGAAGUGAUUUGUGAAAGCUCCACCCUCCGUGGGAGGAUCCCUGCAGGUAACAGAGGUGCCCUGGGUGAGUCCUCGGAUGGGAAGUCCCCACAAUCCUCCUUUGCCUGCUCAGACUGUUGUGAUGCUACAGCUCUUGCUUUCCCUGCUGCCAAAACCUCUUGCUGGAUCUGUGUGUUCCAAAGGUACAGAUUCAUCAACUUAGGUUCAUGAUUUCUCUGUAAAGCCUGAAUCAAAACCCAGUGCAGAGCUGACACUGGGCCUUGGUGAUGUUCACCCUGGAGCAGGGACUCAGCACGAGAUUUCCCCACCACGUAACUUCCAGCCAGGUUUUGUGCUGGAUGCAAGAUAAUGAUUGAUCUCAGUGCUGGAGCCCCAGUGGGUUUGGAAAUGCUUCUGUUACAAUGAAUAGUUUAAUUCUGCCUUCUGGUGUAGCUGAACUCCAGAUAUUACAGUGGGGUCUGGGAGACCAAGGGAAGUUUGUUAGUCCUCAUGGCUGCUGUUGGCUCUGUAGCUGGCAGGACUUCCCUGAGGGAGAGAUUCCUGCCUUUCUCCAGCAAUCAGCUGAAGGGAGGAUGAAGCUGUUGGGAGGGAUUGUUUUCCCUGAGAUUAUCCUCCACCUUGUCAUUCAUCUCCAUUCUGUGCCUGAGCCAUCCAAUUCCCUGUGUCCUGCAGCGAUCCAGGCAGCAAAGGCUGCGCUUUCCUCUUCCCCCUCAGCCUGCUGUGAAUUUUUUAAAACCUGUCCAAACUGGGAGGUCAGUUCCCAAUUUUUUUAUAGGGAGUGAGUAUUUCAAGUCUUUGGCUCUCAAAGUUUUGGCCAAUGAUCCAGAGUGCUCCAUUUGGGAGACCUAGGAGGGGUUGGGCACCCUGGGGAUCAGACCCGGAGCCUGCUGCCUUGGCAGGCUGUUGGUGGGGUUAUUCCAAAUUCCUAAAUUCACACUGAGCAACUGGAAAACACAACUGGCUCCUGGAAAGGGACAGAGACAUGGUCCUAGCUAGGUGGAAUUGAUUUGCAAGUGGUCUUUUGAAAUUUUUUCUCUACAUGUGCCUUAUCUAAUGAAAUCACAGUACACAGAGGAGAGCUCCUGCUUCCCCCUCGCCCCUGCAGAAUUCCCUGUUUUCCUGUUAACUUGUCCUGUGUCACACUGUAAAUAAUGAGGGAAGCACAGUCUGGAAUCUGCAAGACCCCUGUGUUACCAGGGCCAAAGCAAAAGCAACCCCAGAUUUCCCCAAAUUUCCGUUUACAGCCACACUGACCCCUGCUGCAGGAGCAGCCCUCCACUGGCUCUGGGAUGUGCAAUGUGCUCCCAGCACCAGGGGUUUUUCCUGGAGAGUGUGCAAUGUGCUUGGGAGGACGAGCUCUUGGAGCCUUCUUAACAGACCAUGACCUGAUGGCAUUGUGAAGCUUUUAGGUGCCUUUGUCUAGUGUCAAGUGUAAUUUUAAAUGUUCUUUGUCGCUUGCCAUCGGAGUGAUGGAAGAACUGCCUGGCGUUGACUCCCUGGAAAUACGAUGGAUGCACCACGGGGUGAGGGCUGAAGGUGGGAUUGGCCACGCCUGGGAGCCAGGACAUGGUGCACCUGUGUCCCUCAGUCCUGCCCCUUGCCAUCCUCUUGCCAAAAUUCUUCAAAACCAUUUGAUACCUGCCCCAUUUCAAUGUGUCAAGUUGGAGGUUUUGAAGGAACCAAGAGGAGAAGUGUUGCUGGGGGCUCCACAUCCUGCUUCUCUUUGGGAUUUUCCCCUUGGAGAAUCUGGGGGCUGUGUUGAAGCACCCACCCUCAGUCACACUGGAAAUGUUUGAUGCAAGGAGAGGGGGUGCCUGCCCACCAGAAUGGUUGGAGCUGGACACCAAAAUCACACCCUGUUAGCCUGCACUGCCUGAGAUCCCUGUGGAGAUCAAUGCACCUCCAGCUGGGAGCUCCAUCCCCUCCCCUCCCUCCUCUUCAAUGCCAGAAACUCUAAUUCCAGAAAGUCCAACACGCUGCCUGAACAAAUGGCUUAAUUUUUUUCUUUUUUUUUUUUUUUUGGACUCCUCUGUAUGUUUUUAAAUGUUUACAUUAGAUUUCUAAAAGUUCUUAACACCAUUAACCCGGCCCUGGCUCCUGGUGUGGUCGGGCGUCACGUGGCGUGUCUGUGUGUGAUGUUUCGUGUCACCUGUGGAGCUCUGGGUUUUGUUUGUGUUUUUCUCCUGAUCACAAGACAAUAAAUGCUCAUCCUGUGCUUGAUGAGGAGAACUGGCCGCA
This is a messenger RNA of Passer montanus (Eurasian tree sparrow), 3698 nucleotides long. It is a transcript of the gene SCAMP4, whose product is annotated as secretory carrier membrane protein 4. The coding region runs from base 252 to 941 and encodes 229 amino acids. The record is from RefSeq and is a predicted model, not a curated record. The transcript has 8 exons. Gene Ontology annotation, cellular component: recycling endosome membrane; trans-Golgi network membrane. Gene Ontology annotation, biological process: protein transport. Lineage: Eukaryota; Metazoa; Chordata; Aves; Passeriformes; Passeridae.